AAAGCUUUCUUCUUCUUAGUGUUUGACUUGAUGAAGAAAGGAGAGCUUUUUGAUUACCUAACCGAGAAGGUUACGCUCAGUGAAAAAGAGACAAGGAAGAUUAUGCGGUCGCUGUUAGAGGUGGUUCAGUUCCUUCACGCUCAAAACAUUGUGCACAGAGAUCUAAAGCCAGAAAACAUCCUUCUGGAUGACAAUAUGAACAUCAAACUCACUGAUUUUGGCUUUGCUGUGCAGAUUGCACCAGGACAAAAACUUAAUGAGGUAUGUGGAACGCCAGGCUAUCUAGCCCCAGAGAUUAUCGAGUGCUCUAUGGAUCCUCACCACCAAGGUUACGGGACCGCUGUUGAUCUCUGGAGCGCAGGGGUGAUCAUGUACACCCUUCUUGCAGGUUCUCCUCCUUUCUGGCACAGGAAGCAGAUGCUAAUGCUGCGCAUGAUCCUGUCGGGAAGCUACCAGUUCACCUCUCCGGAGUGGGACGACCGUUCAGACACUGUCAAAGACCUGAUCUCCACGUUGUUGGUGGUGAAUCCUGAGGCACGUUACACUGCCAGAGAUGCCUUAAACCACCCUUUCUUCCAGCAGUAUGUGGUCGCGGAGGUGCGACAUUUCAGCCCGUACAGGAAGUUCAAGGUAAUCUGCAUGACAGUUUUGGCAACAAUGCGCAUUUACUGCAAUUAUCGACGUGCCAAGCCAGUUACCAAAGACGUGAUCAAGAGCGACCCCUAUGCAGUAAAGCCUAUUCGCAAGCUCAUCGAUGCCUGUGCAUUCAAGAUUUAUGGACACUGGGUAAAGAAGGGCCAGACACAGAACAGAGCUGCCCUGUUUGAGAAUAGUCCAAAAGCUAUCUUGCUUUCUCUAGCAGCGGAAACAGAUGAUUCAUCUCUCAGAAUGAUGUAAUAUAAUAUAUGUGAAAACUGUACAGGAUAGUAUGUUCAAGAAAUGGUUAUGAUCAAUGCUGCAUGCCAUCGUGAGAUGUUUCAAUAUGAGAGUAAAUCGACACUUUCACUUCAGUUGCAUAAAUGGCUUCCAACCUUUAACUGCACUGAACCUGGACACCUGAAGUUCUCAUGAUAAUUCAGGUCAUGUUUAUUUAUUCUAAUAUAUGAUGAAUUAUUUGAAAUAUUAAAACAAACAAACAAAAAUAUCAUAUGAAAUAAAAUGUGUAUACAAACUGAUUUUAUGAUGUUGUGUAUAAUGUGGGGAGCUAUAAUACAUCCAGAUCUGUCAAAUAC
Molecule: messenger RNA, 1232 nt
Organism: Sinocyclocheilus grahami
Lineage: Eukaryota; Metazoa; Chordata; Actinopteri; Cypriniformes; Cyprinidae
Product: phosphorylase b kinase gamma catalytic chain, skeletal muscle/heart isoform-like
Exons: 7
Biological process (GO): glycogen metabolic process; protein phosphorylation
Cellular component (GO): phosphorylase kinase complex
Molecular function (GO): phosphorylase kinase activity; calmodulin binding; ATP binding
Source: RefSeq, a predicted model, not a curated record